UGCAAGCGAGUCCGAUGUUGUCCCUGCAGUCUUCGAGUUUCACUCUUUAUAAUUCCAACACAAAUCUCACCGAAAUUGCUGCUAGAGUUGUCAAAGAAUUCAACGCUGAAGAUGAAACAGAUUCCGAAUUUUUCUUCAGUGAUAAUAAUGAGACAUUCAGCUGUGCAGUACAGAUUUUGAAUGAGAAAGCUGAACUGGAAAAACAACAAAACGAAGAGAACGGUGAUGAUGAUUUUGAGUUUGCUUUUAUUAAUACAGAAUCUGAAUUUUCACCUAUUUCUGCUGAUGAAAUCUUCUACAACGGUCAGAUCCGUCCAAUUUUCAACACAGAUUUAUGCUCACGCGAUGUUCAAUUCAAGGUUUGGGCUCCGACGGCGUCAAUUCGACUUCCGUUAAGGAAGCUUUUCAUCGCGGAGCGUGAAACUACGCCGUCUUGUUCGUCGUCGGAAGCCGACGACUUAGAAAGCAUUCCUCCGGGAACUUACUGCGUGUGGAGGCCGAGAGCGGCGGAAGAUACUCUAACUGAACAAUGUAAGAAGAGCAAAUCCACCGGCUCCUCCUCUAAGCGGUGGAAGUUAAGAGACUUUCUUCACCGGAGUAACAGCGACGGUAAAGAUACUUUCGUGUUUUUGACGACUGCGUUUAAUAAGAAGAGAGGAGAAAGCAGAGAGUACGACGGCGGUUGACUCUGCUAAAAUCGCAGGAAAAGUUGCCGGGAUUCCCGUCGGUAAUGGUUUUCCGGCAGUGCGUUGCCCGAAGAUCGGAGGUGAUAUUAAACGGAAGUCGUACUUGCCGUACAGGCAAGAUUUGGUAGGGUUUUGUGGUAAGGUGAAUGGGUAGAAUCGGAGUUCACCGCCUUUCCGAGGUUAAUGGAAUCUUCAUUCUAUCAUUAUUAUUAUAAGUGGUUACUAUGGGUAAUAAAUUAGUGAUUAAUAAGCUUGUGUAAAUAUUUGUAUAAAGUUUUAUACUCUUUAUUAUUUAUGUCUGUGGAUAACUAGAUUGUAACGUGAUUUAAGCAUGUGUAAAUUAAAUAUCUAUACAGCAUAGAAUUUUUUA
Nicotiana tabacum (common tobacco) is the source of this 1056-nucleotide messenger RNA. RefSeq lists its product as uncharacterized. NCBI's taxonomy places the organism in Eukaryota, Viridiplantae, Streptophyta, Magnoliopsida, Solanales, Solanaceae. The record is from RefSeq and is a predicted model, not a curated record.